AUGAGUUUUGGGUUGCCGUCUAUCAAAGUCAAGCCAGAAUAUGGCAGUAAUGUUAAAAAGCAAGAUGGUACUUUUGGAGUGCCGGAUCCAUUUGUUGAAGGCUUGGGAUCUACAAAACCAAAAUUAGGCAUAUCACAUCCUCUGGAAGUUUCCGAAAGAAAUUAUCAUCUAAAUGAGGAGAAAAUGAACAUGGCUAUGUUACGUAACAUUCAAGGAAUACAUGCACCACUUAAGUUAUCUAUGGAGACGAAAUUCACCAAAAAGAUUGGUCGAUUGCCAUUCCUUCCUAGUUCUAAUCUUCAGAAUGACGUAAUCACAGGUCGAUAUCUGGAUAUUGGCUUUGAAGAUAUUCUGAACACUCCAGAACUGUGCGAAGUGGCUGGCCAACCCCAUGCUGUAGUGGAAAGAUCGCUUGGCUUAAUU
Molecule: messenger RNA, 423 nt
Organism: Iphiclides podalirius (scarce swallowtail)
Lineage: Eukaryota; Metazoa; Arthropoda; Insecta; Lepidoptera; Papilionidae
Source: the annotation of a GenBank genome assembly